This is a messenger RNA of Halichondria panicea, 4425 nucleotides long. RefSeq lists its product as uncharacterized. Lineage: Eukaryota; Metazoa; Porifera; Demospongiae; Suberitida; Halichondriidae. Bases 1 to 3648 code for a protein of 1215 amino acids. Gene Ontology annotation, molecular function: cysteine-type deubiquitinase activity; deSUMOylase activity. The transcript has 20 exons. The record is from RefSeq and is a predicted model, not a curated record. Gene Ontology annotation, biological process: proteolysis; protein desumoylation; protein deubiquitination. Gene Ontology annotation, cellular component: nucleus.
AUGUCCUGCCGUAGCAACGAAUCCAUACAUACAGGCAAGACGUGCACAGUAGAGCUUCUGAGAUACCUUGACGAUGUGUACCUAUACGAAAGGGAAGCAAAAAAGACAUUCAUUAAAAUGGACAUGUUACCAUCCUAUCUACAAGACAUUAAUAUUUGCUUUGUUGCUGGACGUCCUGACGAUGCACAUGCUUUUUUUGUGUUUUUAAUCAACAGUUUGUGCAGCACAUCACAAAGAUCAGAGAAGGUGCUCAAGGAGUGUUGCUUUUUUAUGGAAAAAGAUUCUGUAACCUGCCCCCAAUGUGGCGACGUAUGUUCCCAAACAAACCCACAGCUGUGCAUUGAGCUACACAUACAUGGUCCCAGAAAAGCCCAUAUCCAGGAUCUCAUAACUGAUUUUACAUCUUCGAAAGUGGAAGUAGAUCGCUUUUGCUCAAGAUGUAAGAACGGCAAGAAAAUAAAAGAAGCACGCAUAAUUGACUUUCCUAGAUUACUAGCUGUACAUGUCUCAAAGACCCGAAGCAAUGAUGGAUCACCACAAGUUCAGAUUCAAAGUACACUACUCACAGUUUGUGGAGAGAAAAAGACAGCUAGAUACAAACUUGUGGCUGCUAUAAGAUACUUAGAAAUUGGAUUUGGUGUGAACCACUACACAUCAUUUGUUUGUUCCCAUGAGGACCCCACACAGUGGUUCCACAUUGAUGAUUCAAAGGUGGAAGUUGUUAGCACAGUAACUGUUCUACAACAAGACCCCUUCAUGCUCUUCUAUCAGUUGGAAGAACAGGGACUACAGACCAUGCCUGUGACUCUCAGUCAGGCUAGUUGCUUAUUCACAAACGCAUAUCUGACAGAUAUUGUUAUGACAGAGUAUGGUAAUCUUAUAGCCAGUGAAGCCCAAAAGAUAGGAAAGUCUGUUUUUAUCUUGGGAUCACAGUUCUUCUCAAAGCUAUGCUUAACGGGUUAUUCAGGGGUUAGGAGGUGGUACAGAAAGGAAAACCUAAUGGAGAAGGACCUCCUCUUAUGUGUCAUUAACGAUGUGGGAAUUCAUUGGACCUUACUGGUUAUUGACAUCAAGGCAAAGCUUGUGGAAUACUAUGAUUCAUACAAAGCAAAUAAGGAAAAAUACUGGCAAACAAUACGGUCCUUUCUUGAAGAGAGGAAUAAGGAUCAAAACCUUCCUAUACCAGAUUGGGAGAACUGGCAGUAUGUUCAUAAAACUGAUCAGCCUGAGCAAACAAACGGAUAUGAUUGUGGAGUUUUUGCAUCACAGUUUGCCUUAUACCGAACAAUGGGAAUGCCAUGGGAUUUUCAAGAGGAACAAAUGUGCAUAUUUAGAAAGAUCAUGGCAGAAGAAAUCCUCAAUUUUAAGCUACUCUCUAUGAACGCACGGAAUGCACUUCUUAGGAGUGAUGUACCCCCUGAAUUUAAAUACCAGCCUGUGUACCUAGAGCCAAAUAGAGCUAAGAGACUCCACUGUCGGAUAAUUACCACAGACGCGUCUUUUCAAAAGGUAGAUACCUCCCCAACAAAACAAAAACAGGUCAUGGAUAGUAAGGUUGCAUCACCAUAUGAACCUAGAGUAAGUGUGUUACCAUCUACGAGUUCUACAUCUAUCCAAACAUCGAAACCAGUCUCUCACUGUGCCAAAAUUCUUAAAGGGGAUAAUACUACUCACCAGGCAAAACCAACGACUACCUCACAUACAUCACAAUCGUCUCACCGGCAAUUGUCUUUGGCUCCAGUAUUGUCGAGCAACUCAUUGGCCACACUCAAGAAACGGCCACUAGCAGACCUAACAAGUAGAGCAAAUGUCAGUAAAACGUGUAUACGUACGAAGACCACAGUGAGCUCAAAUGGCAGAAACAAAAAAUCUAGUUUCCUAUGCCCACAUUGCCCGAACAGUUAUGCCCACAGACCAAGUGUUUCUAAGCACAUUCAUAGGUGCCAUCAAGGAGCUCAGCUCAGUGAAGGCACAAUAACGUGCAGUAAAUGUUCAUUCAGAUUGAAGACAAUCGCUGAUCUUAUAGCUCAUUUACAAUUGAGCCACAAUAUGAACAUGGAAGUGAACGAAGCCAAUUUUCAUACUUUUGAUGAAUUUCUGGAAUGGAAGGAGGCAGAAGAAUUAGCCAACAAAUCUUCCUUUAUUCAGCAUUGUGCUCCAAAGACAUAUCAAACCACUCAGGUAUAUUACUACUAUUGCAAUCGGGCAGGAGUGUACACAUGUAUGAGUAAAGGUGUAAGGCAAACCAAGACUCAAGGUACGAGCAAAAUUGGUGAACAAUGUACUGCUCAUAUGAGAGCGGAGAUAAACCUAUUAACCAAUAAAGUGGUAUUAAAAUAUUGUUCAACUCAUUACGACCACAGUACCCAACUUGCUCAUUUACGCUUACCUACUUCCAAGCGAAUGGAGAUGGCUGGUAAACUAUACCAGGGUACCCCAAUAGAGCGCAUUCUUGACGACAUCUAUGACUCAGUACCUGGUAAGCUACACAGAGAGCACUUAGUCACGAAGCAAGACCUGCAUAACAUUAAGAAUCAAUACAACAUUGAGGGCAUUAUGAGACAUGCCAACGACUUAACUAGCUUAACAGCAUGGGUACUAGAAAUGUCAACACUAACCCACAACCCAGUAAUAAUCUUCAAGCAACAAGGACUAAAGCAAGGUCAUAAAAUAGACAAUGUUAGUGAUAACGAUUUUAUUAUAGGAAUUCAAACUGAAUUUCAAAGGGACAUGAUGAGGCAGUUUGGUUCUUUAACUAUGUGUAUCGACACUACUCAUGGUACAAACAUGUACGACUUUAAUUUGUUAACCUUACUCGUCCUGGACGAGUACAAUGAAGGAGUACCUGUUGCAUGGAUGAUUUCAAACCGGCAAGACUCUUUGAUUCUUGUGGAAUUUUUCAAGGCUGUUAAAGAGAAAACAGGGGACAUCUCUCCUCAAUGGUUUAUGUCCGACGACGCAGAACAGUUCUUUACUGCAUGGAGAGCUGUAUUUGGAGACAACCAAACCAAAAAGCUACUCUGUACAUGGCAUAUAGACAGAGCUUGGCGUCAUGCACUCCAAGAGUAUGUACCCAAUAGGAGUGAUCAAAUAGAAAUUUACCAUCAGCUCCGUUUACUCCUUACAGAGCUAGAUAAAUCAAAAUUUCGUUUAUGCCUCCAACACUUCAUUACAGAAGUUAGUCAAAAACAAAAGAAGUUCUUCUCUUACUUUCAGAUGCACUAUACAACUCGCUUAGAUCAAUGGGCUUAUGCAUACAGGUGUCACACCACAGUGAACACCAACAUGCACUUAGAGACUUUUCAUCGAACUCUGAAAGUUGUUUACCUUCAGCACAAGCAAAAUAGACGGAUUGAUUACCUGGUUACAACCCUCCUUAAACUAGCCAGAGACAAGAUAUUCGAGCGGUUCAGAAAGUUGGAGAAAGGGAAACAGUCACAUAGGAUCUGUGAAAUAAACAAAAGGCAUAAAAAAGCAAUUCAAAUGCAAGCAAGUGGAUUUAAGGAGACGCAACUAAGCAUUAACCAAUGGAAAGUACCCUCACAGAGCUCACAAGACACGCAGUAUAUAGUAACUAAAGUUCUAAGCCAAUGUGAAUGCCCUUUACGUUGCUCAACCUGCAAUACCUGCUUUCACAUGUACACGUGAACCUGUCUAGAUGCCACUAUCCAUUGCACUGUGUGUAAACAUGUACACAUGAUCUGCUUAGGAGACACUGGGAACCACUCCGGCAAGAUUGUCCCUAUGGAAAAAGAUGACAUUGAUGAAAUGUACUUCUCUACACUGGUAAAGCAGCCAAUUACAUCAGAGACUGACAAAAUACGUCAAAAGCUGCAAGCUAAGUUACAAGAGAUUCAUCACAGCAGUACCCAAAUCUCACACAAUGAAGCCCUUCAUGCUGCGCUCAAGCUAGUAAAUGCAGCAUCGACAAUGCUUCAUGCUGUAAACCAAAUGGAAAGCAAUACCAAAGCGUUAAAUCUGACCAGAAAGAGAGUCAUUGCACCUAAUAGCAACCAACAAUCACAGCUGAGAUUUUUUUCAACGAAAAAAAAAAGAAAAACAGAAACUGGGUUAGCUAAGCCAACCAUUGAGCAAAUUUAUUCUCUCACCACUCAACUUCUAAAACAAGAGCCAUUAUUUUGUGCAGCUUGUUUUAAAAAAGAAGACAAAACUAACACAAACGAUAUCAAUUGGGUACAAUGCUCUCGUUGUGAUGCAUGGCUGCAUCAAUUAUGUGCACAUCCAUCACUGAGUCAUACAUCUACUAUGGACAUGGACUGUUUUGUGUGCCAGUUUUGUGAAACUCAAAGUGAAUAAUCUUAUUGUGUAAAACUUGUUUACAUGACUGUGUAUAAUUAUUACUACUAUUUACACAAUAGUGACAGACACACACUGAUACAUUAUUGCAAUGGUACCUCACAAUUU